Vicia faba (fava bean) is the source of this 408-nucleotide messenger RNA. The record is from the annotation of a GenBank genome assembly. Lineage: Eukaryota; Viridiplantae; Streptophyta; Magnoliopsida; Fabales; Fabaceae.
AUGGGUAAACCUCUGAUAGGUGCUGUAGUAGAGGCAAAAGCUCAACUAGUUGGGAUUCAUGAGCGAGUAAGAAGCGACAUCAAUGGUGGCCAACAAGCAACACCAGCUGCCUUGAGCACAUCAGAAGUUGAUAAGCGGAAGCCAACUGCAACAAAUCCUAAUGCUGAAGAUGCUGCAGAGCUUUUGAGAAUGUGCUUGCAGUGUGGAAUUCCCAAGACCUACUCCAGUGCGCGUGGAAUGGUCUGCCCUGUAUGUGGUGAUCGCCCUGCACCGGAUCCAAAUGCAGAGUCCAAGAAGAAAGGAUCAACUAUCAAGGAUAAGGAAAAAUCUAAAAGGAUGAGGGGCCAAUCAUCUCAUGCAAGUUGGAAAAGUGAAACAGAGAUGCAGUUAAGGCAACAUUUUGAUUAG